Molecule: messenger RNA, 2010 nt
Organism: Manihot esculenta (cassava)
Lineage: Eukaryota; Viridiplantae; Streptophyta; Magnoliopsida; Malpighiales; Euphorbiaceae
Exons: 2
Coding region: 1-2010 (669 amino acids)
Source: RefSeq, a predicted model, not a curated record
AUGCAUUCUGAUAGAGGUUGGAUGUAUGCAAGACUAAAAGAUGGUCUACUAAAUCCUUUAUUCCUUGAAGGAUUAAAUGAAUUCAUAGCAGCUGCCAAACAGUUUCCAGACUGUUUGAAUGGAGAAUUAAUUAGGUGUUCAUGUAAUCGAUUUAAGUGCCAAAAUCGGAGUUUUGAAGAUGAGAGUACAGUUAGGUUUCAUCUCAUGAAAUAUGGGUUUGUUAGAGACUAUUAUGUAUGGUAUUUGCAUGGCGAAAUUCCAAACUACAAUGUGGUCCAUGGGAGAAGUAAUGAUUCGACUGACAACACUUACAAUGUGGAAUAUCAACAUGGUGAAUUCUCUAAUGCUUAUGAACAACUAGUUGUAGAUGCAGCAGGACCUAGUUUCUCCCCAUCAAUUAGUAAUGAGCCUCCAAAUCAAUCUACUCAGAGAUUGUAUGACAUGUUGGCCGCUAUUAAUCAGGAAUUGUGGCCAGGUUGUGAAAAUCAUUCACAAUUGUCAGCUAUGGCAAGGAUAUUGAAUAUCAAAUCUGAACAUCAUUUGUCUGAACGUUGCUUUGACAAUAUUUGCCAAUUCAUCAAAGAAAUUUUACCUACUGAUAAUUUAUUUACUGAUAAUUUCUACUCUACAAAGAAAUUACUUGAAGGCUUGGGAUUAUCAAUUCAGAAGAUUCAUAGUUGCUUAAAUGGUUGUAUGAUUUAUUGGGGUGAGGAUAAUGAAUUGCUCAGGUCCAAGGUAUGUGAUCAUCCGAGGUAUAAACGAUUGCGAGAUAGUCAGAGCUCUAGUAAAACCCAAGUUGCUUAUAGUAAAAUGUAUUACAUGCCAAUCACACCUAGACUACAAAGGUUGUACGCAUCUAAUGCUACAGCCAAGGAUAUGACUUGGCACGCCAAUCAUGGGACUGGUGAUGAUUUAAUGCAUCAUCCAUCUGACUCGCAUGCAUGGAAGGUUUUUUAUAACAAUUGGCCUCAUUUCAGUGCUGAGAAACGUAAUGUCCGUCUAGGACUGUGCACCGAUGGUUUUCAACCCUUUGGACAAUCUGGUCAGCAAUAUUCAUCAUGGCCUGUCAUACUGACACCGUACAACUUACCUCCAUGGUUAUGCAUGAAAGGUGAGUAUAUGUUUCUCACUAUACUUGUCACAGGGCCUAGAAAUCCAAAAGAUAAGUUGGAUGUGUAUUUACAACCCCUAGUAACUGUGCUGAAAGAUUUAUGGGAUAAUGGAGUUGAAACAUAUGAUGCAUCUUUACUGUGGACUAUAAGUGAUUUUCCUGCUUAUGCUAUGUUAUCUGGAUGGAGCACUGCAGGACGGACCGCUUGUCCUUAUUGCAUGGAAGAUAGUGAUGCGUUCACAUUGACAAGAGGAGGUAAACAAUCAUGGUUUGAUAAUCAUCGUAAGUUUUUACCUCCUAGCCAUUCUUUUAGAAGAAACAAAACAGCUUUUAGGAAGAAUGUAUCUGUUACUAAGAAAGCUAAACCACCAAUUUCUGGUGAAGAAGUACUGAAACAGAUUGACGAAUUGGGGUUUAAGAGAGUUAUAGAUGAAGAUGCAUUUGAAAUAAAUUUCCGUCUAUCAAAGCAAUGCGGUUGGAGAAAAAGAAGUAUCUUCUGGGAUUUACCGUAUUGGAAAAGUAAUUUGAUUCGACACAAUCUUGAUGUAAUGCACAUUGAGAAAAAUUUCUUUGAAAAUAUAAUCAACACUAUAAUGAGUGUUGAGGGAAAGACAAAGGAUAAUGCUAAGUUAAGGGCAGACCUAAAUGUGAUAUGCAAUCGGCCAGAGUUGGAAAUGGAUCAAGUCACUAGGAGAUAUCCAAAAGCUUGUUAUACUCUAGAUAAGCAAAGUAAGCAAGUAUUAUGUGAUUGGCUGAAAAAUCUAAAGUUUUCCGAUGGAUAUAUUUCUAAUAUGGGGCGAUGUAUUGAUAUGAAGAAGCUGAAGAUGUUUGGGAUGAAGAGUCAUGAUUGUCAUGUCUUCAUGCAGCGGAUUAUGCCAAUUGCAUUUCUUGCAUGGUGA